AUGUCGAGCUUGGGCGCCGAGUAUGGCCGGGCCUUUGCUCGAGAGACAUGGACACUCUACGCUGUUGGAAUGCUUGGUGUCGUGCUGCGAUUCACAGCACGUAUACGGCGUCUCGGCAUCAGAAACCUUCAAUCGGACGACUAUGUGAUGGUGUUUGCAGUCAUUUGGUACACCAUUCUAUGCGUCGCUCUCAAUUCGGUUGCUUCAGGCGGAGGGUCGAAUCUUAUGACGGAUGAGGAUAUUGCGAAUCUGACACCUGAGAUAUAUGAGGAGAGGGUCAAGGGGAGUAAAUGGGUCUUUGUCUCAGAGCAUGCCUUUGUCCUCGCUAUCUGGGCAAUGAAGGCAUGCAUGCUGAUUAUCUACUCUCGCAUCACAGAGGGAUUGCCUCAAAGAAAAUGGGUCAACUACCUAGCCAUCUACGUUGCACUUGGAUUUGUUGCAGUCGAGUUGUCCCUGUUCCUCAUCUGCAGGCCUUUAUCGAACUACUGGGCUGUGCCUACUCCGAAUGCCCAAUGCUCAACCUUCCAAUACUACGAGAUCGUUCAAGGAUGCAUAGCAAUUACGGGUGAUAUCGCCAUGCUUCUGAUCGGGCUCCCACUACUGGUGCAAGUCCGUGUCCCUCUAAAGCAGAAGCUGAUCCUCCUGGUCAUCUUCGGGAUGGGGAUCUUCGUCAUCGUCGCCGCCAUCCUCACAAAGGUCUACUGUCUGGUCCCAGCCCUAAUCUCAUACGUCUACAUGAACUGGUACUUCCGCGAAACCACCGUGGCCAUCCUCGUCACCAACCUCCCCCUCAUCUGGUCCCUUCUCCGCGACGUCUUCCCGGCCCUCAAGAGCUGGACAGGUGGUUCCAAACGAGGCACCAACAACCGCUACCGGUCAGGCGCCUGGUACAGCAACAACCCCUCUGGCUACAAGCACUACGGGCCAAACAGCCACCUUCGCUCAGGAGAUCAUCACUACCCAAUGAGUGCCUACGAUCGAAGCGUCGUUGUUACCCCCCAUAAAGAUGCAACGGACAUUAGCCUCCAUCAGACAGACACUCACGAGCCGAGCGAUGAUGGCUCUGAACGAGCCCUACAGAUUCGACAAGAUGUCACCAUCGAAGUAACGCGGGAGACUCGGCCGCCAGACUACAACCAUCAGCCGCAGCCUUGA
Molecule: messenger RNA, 1155 nt
Organism: Aspergillus versicolor CBS 583.65
Lineage: Eukaryota; Fungi; Ascomycota; Eurotiomycetes; Eurotiales; Aspergillaceae
Exons: 4
Coding region: 1-1155 (384 amino acids)
Source: RefSeq, a predicted model, not a curated record